AUGGAGCAACUGACCGUAGAUGGGAAGCAGCCCCUUGGUAGUACCAACUGCUCCAGAAGAGUUAUAGAGAUCAAACAGCACAUUCUUAUCCGUCUUCUGAGGACCAUGGAGGCGACGGCCUCCUUCUUCAGGAAGUCCAAGAAUAGAGGCAAACCGGCGCAAGGUUGCCCUACAAGUGUGAACACUACCUACGACUCCGAUUUCUGUGGUUUAGCUGAUGAGGGUGGCAGGACUGUGACUUGCAAGCAUGGUGUUGUAGUUGCUCGAUUUGUAGCAUUUGAUGGUUGCUGGACAUGGAGGAGGUUCUUAGGGUGUGCAGGCCAUGAUGGAGAACCAGCUUGUGAUUUUCUUCUUUGGGUAGAUGGUGAGUGGCCACUUGCACUUCAGAAAGCAUUGUCAAAGUUGUGGGAUUUGUAUGGACAAGAAAAGGAAGGUAGGGUUAAUGAUGCUCUGGAUAACAUGGAGAAGAGGUUUAAGCUGAAAGAUGAGAUUGAAAAGAUGCACAUUGACCUGAGGAGUUCUCAAGAAGAGAUAAAGAAAAUUGUGGAGGAGAAGCAAGUCAUACUAGCCUUGAAGGCCCAAGAUGAGCAAGGAUUGAUUGAUGCCAGGGCUGAGUUAGAGCAGAAGAAGGCAGUGGAUGCAUCAACCAGCAAUAUGAAAAAUGCAUGA
Molecule: messenger RNA, 669 nt
Organism: Lolium perenne
Lineage: Eukaryota; Viridiplantae; Streptophyta; Magnoliopsida; Poales; Poaceae
Source: RefSeq, a predicted model, not a curated record